UUGAUGGUUCGUGGUAUUCGAAGCGUUGGGUCGUCCGAGGAAGAAACGCAAGUAAUACGCUUUCUCAAUCCUCUGACAAUAAUCAGUGGUCCUAACGGAAGUGGAAAAACAACACUUAUUGAAGCUCUGAAUUACAUUACUACCGGAUCCCUUCCGUCCGGUAAACUUGCUUCUUUUGUUCAUAGCGUAGAGGUGGGCCAUCGUUUUGCACCUGCAUAA
Molecule: messenger RNA, 219 nt
Organism: Haemonchus placei
Lineage: Eukaryota; Metazoa; Nematoda; Chromadorea; Rhabditida; Trichostrongylidae
Source: the annotation of a GenBank genome assembly